This is a messenger RNA of Nomia melanderi (Alkali bee), 900 nucleotides long. The record is from RefSeq and is a predicted model, not a curated record. Lineage: Eukaryota; Metazoa; Arthropoda; Insecta; Hymenoptera; Halictidae.
AUGGAGGUUCGAGAAGGCCGUUUGAACAAAGCGACGCGGUUGUGCUACGAGAAAAGGUACAGCGAAUUCGUCCAGUCCAUCCCGCCGAUGACCACGUUGGUCUUGGCGUUGAUCAAGUAUGGGAACGUGAUGUCUAAAAUGGAAACGAUCAACAAUUAUCAGACGAUAAUUCGUGUUCUCCAGGUGAAGAGCAUUCUCUUGUCGAUCAAGAAGGACAAUGAGCGGUACCGGGACCUGCCCGAGUCUCGAAUCCUGGAUACAUACAAUAUGCAGGGAAGACUUUUCAUUCAAAUUCUUGGAGGGUAUCUGUUUGUCGCAACGCUGAUAUUCCUGUCGCUUCCCACGCCCAACAUUAUAAAGGACGGUAGGAACCUCCGGAACGUAUCCGAGCCGAGAACGUUAUACCCAGUGGACUACAACGUCGACCACGUAAAGUAUUACGUUCCGAUUACCGUGCACGCUUACUUGGUAUCCUGCCUGGUGGUAUACAUGAUCGUGGCGAUGGAGUCGUUGUUUAUCGUAGUCAUCCAACACUCCUGCAUUCUAUUCACUGUCGCGGGGUAUAAGCUGAAAACAUCGCACAUUUUGAACGAAAGUAUCCCGUAUCGAGGUGACGAGUGGACAUCUGUGAACGUCCAGGAUUUCUCAGCGGAAGAGCAGCAGCGCGUCUUCCGGAAUAUUCUGCGUUCCAUCAUGGAGCACAACAAGGCCCUCGAGAUGCAGUGCCUAUGGUACACGUUUUUCGCCAAGAGUAAGGUCGUUUAUCGGUUCUUGAUUAUGAACAUUGCCACGCCCCGCCAACUGGUCGCCAUGAAGCUGGUGGUCUUGAACAUGCAAACCUUCCAAACGGUGGCACGUUUGUCAGCCUCGUACUUCACGGUAUUGUCAUCGACGUUAUGA